UUAGUCGGUUUUGGAUCUUUAAAGUGUUGCGUUCGUCGCCUAAGUCUUUCGUUUUGUGCAUCUUCGUUGAUCAGUCGCACUGACUGACUAAUUUAUCUGUGUUGCUUGUGCUUUGUGAACCCGUUGUUAGAUCUGUGUGUGUUUUGUAGCUAAACUUAACAACAUGAAGUACACAAUCAUCGCUUUGUCUCUUUUCGCUGUCGUUUACGCCGCUUCCGAUGCUGGCCAGUUCGUGCCAAGAGCGUUCUUUACUUUGGACUCCGAGGGUCGCCAAUCGAAUGUGCAUCCAGUCAAUGCUCAUUUGCUGAGACGUCUGCGUCGUCAGACCGUGGGUGUCUCAUCGUCAUCGUCAUCCUCAUCCUCGUCAUCAUCUUCGUCCUCGUCGGGCAGUGGACAAGUUGUAACCAGUUCGACACAUCAUGUGCAAAAUGCUGAUGGAUCCAGCUACAGUGGCGGAACUGUUCAACAGAUCGUACAGCCCACAUUUGAAAUUGGACAACGUUUUGGUGAGGACUCUGCCUCGGGCACUGCAUCUACUUCGAACUUAGGAGCCGGCAUUGGUCUGUCGUCAACAGGAUCGCAGAGUACACGUCCCCAUGGAGUUAUUCACUCCUACUCCGACUACAAGGACAAAACAGGCCAUUAUCAACACCAUGAGAUGCAUAGCACUAUUGGCAAAGAUGGCAAGUGGAAAACUGAUAAGACCAGCUUCCAAUAUCCUCGUAAUUAAGUGCCCUUUUAGAUUAAUGGCCGAGAGCCUGUUGAUGUGAAAUAAGAAGUAAAGUUCAUAAACAAACACA
Messenger RNA from Drosophila grimshawi, 800 nucleotides. RefSeq lists its product as uncharacterized. The coding region runs from base 164 to 730 and encodes 188 amino acids. The transcript has 3 exons. The record is from RefSeq and is a predicted model, not a curated record. Lineage: Eukaryota; Metazoa; Arthropoda; Insecta; Diptera; Drosophilidae.